This is a messenger RNA of Onychostruthus taczanowskii (white-rumped snowfinch), 1299 nucleotides long. RefSeq names its product B cell receptor associated protein 31 (gene BCAP31). The transcript is spliced from 8 exons. Gene Ontology annotation, cellular component: endoplasmic reticulum; endoplasmic reticulum membrane. The record is from RefSeq and is a predicted model, not a curated record. Lineage: Eukaryota; Metazoa; Chordata; Aves; Passeriformes; Passeridae. Gene Ontology annotation, biological process: intracellular protein transport; endoplasmic reticulum to Golgi vesicle-mediated transport. Bases 122 to 970 code for a protein of 282 amino acids.
AAUUAUUAAAUUAAUUAACAUUAAUUUUACCCGCGCUAACGAUUUCAUUCCAAUCGAUUGAAUUUAUUCUUAAACUGAUUACGACACUUUUGAUUAAAUUUUCCCGGGCGAGGCGUGGAAAAUGGCGACCAGAUGUGACGUCACCUACUUUUCCCCCGCCUCUCGCUCUGAUUGGCCGCUCCCUCAGCGAGUGGGCGUGGCUUCCGCCGUUUGCUUCCUGUUUGGGCGGGGGCGGCAGCUGAGGGCCGCCAUGAGCCUGCAGUGGACGGCGGUGGCCACGUUCCUGUACGCGGAGGUGUUUUUGGUGCUGCUGCUCUGCGUCCCCUUCGUGUCCCCGGCCAGAUGGCAGAAGAUUUUCCGCUCGCGCCUGGUGGGGCUGGCCGUGUCCUACGGGAACUCCUUCUUCAUCGUGCUCAUCGUCAUCCUCGUGCUGCUGCUGCUCGAUGCCCUGAGGGAGACCCGUAGGUACAACGUGGGGGACAAGGAGGCGCUGGGCACCAGCCCGGCCGCGCUGGAGCACUUCCACAUGAAACUGUUCCGUGCCCAGAGGAACCUCUACCUGGCUGGCUUCGCCCUGCUGCUCUCCUUCCUCCUGAGGCGCCUGGUGACGCUGAUCUCGGCCCAGGCUGCCCUGGGUGCCUCCAGCCAGGCGUUCCGCAAGCAGGCCGAGGGCGCCAGCCAGGCCGCACGGCAGUACCUGGAGGACAACGACGCCCUCAGGAAGCAGCUGCAGGAGUCUGGGGGGGCCCCGUCCCCCACCCGGGACGAGAACGAGACCCUCAAGGCCAAGGUGAAGUCACUGAAGGAGGAGCUGGAGAUCAGCAAGAAGGCCCUGGAGAAGGCCGAGAGCGAGGUGCAGGCCAUGAGGCGCCAGGCCCAGGGCCUGACCCGCGAGUACGACCGGCUGCUGGAGGAGCACGCCAGGCUGCAGGCCGCCCACGACGGACCCCGGGACAAGAAGGAGGAGUGAGGGGCGGGGCCACGCCAGGCCACGCCCACAGCUGCUACAAGCCACGCCCACACUGGUUAUAAACCCCGCCCCUUGGACCAGGCCACGCCCCUAAAACCCCUCCCGGACCAGGCCACGCCCCCAGUUCCAUUUUUGGGGGGGUUCUGGCGUCAUUUUUGGGACCUUCCCCCCUUUUUUUGGGGUCCAAAUCUCAUUUUGGGGGGGUCCAAGCCUCGUUUUGGGGAGGCUGAACCCCUCCUUUGUCCCCCCCUCUUCCCAGGGGGUUUUUUGGGGGGCAAUGGGGACCCCUCCCCUUUUUUCUGCUUCAAUAAAAUCACCUCGGGUUGGGA